Molecule: messenger RNA, 840 nt
Organism: Protopolystoma xenopodis
Lineage: Eukaryota; Metazoa; Platyhelminthes; Monogenea; Polystomatidea; Polystomatidae
Source: the annotation of a GenBank genome assembly
AUGAAUAAAUUAGUCUUGUUUGUAGGAAACGGGCAAGGUUUCACCUUUCCUUGUGAUGCUAACUUGUGCCCGCAUAAGGAGGGGAAGACGAAGAGUGGGUUGGCAUGCCACCUCGUCCGUAUCAAGACGGAGGGGACUGCACGUUUUGUCUGUAUAGAGCCAGUCGGUGGGGCCUUUGGGGAGGGGAAGAAUGCUUCUAUUCGUCCCCUCGUGUGCGGCAAAAGGUGGUUUGCGUCGGCACCCACCCGCGCCGUCCCUGUUUUUAGUGCAAUGACGAGUCCAGUCGUGUCAUCAAGCGCCACGACUGGCUGUCUUGACUCAUUCUGCGCAAAACCUGUCAACUCGGCAAACUCCGGUGGCACUGUCGUCCGGUUCGCAUCGGCGAGGCACCGGCCGCCAGACCGAGGAGGACAACAAAGCCGGUCGUUAGGGCCACCGUUUUCCGUGUGGCUUUGCACACCUUCCUGGCCAAGAAGUCUGGCAACGCGAGGUUUAAACCGACCCGUCGCUCGGGGCCUCGGACCAACUGGAUCCCUCGUGCCCCCACAUCGGUCCCUUGGAGCGCUUGAGCCGAUUGCACAGACGCGUCACGCCGGACACUUACGUACAAAAGUGCAUCGGCCCAAACGGACAAGCGUGAAGCAAAGCAGAUGGGACAGAAGUUCUGCGCUUGAGGCCUCUGAAAGCGUUGCUAGGGCCAGCGGCUACGGGACUUGCUUGUGCAAACGCCAAUCUUCGCGUUGCCGGCACGCAUUGCCCUUGACACCGGAAGGUGCCCAGCUUCUGAAGGUGCUGGAGCCUCGUUUGCGCGGCCUCGAGUGGGGACGCCGUGUGCAAACC